GCCAUGCAAUCACAUAACCGCUUCAUGAAGGAUGCGUUGCCUGGAGGUGGUUUCCUCAAGCACAUGAUAUUCAGAGUCACCAUAAUGUUUAUGGCGUUAACCUCCCUGUGUUUGUUCUUGAGGCUAUGGGCAAAAUUAAGGAUUGGCAAACGGAAACUCGCUGUCGAUGACUAUUCUAUGUUGACGGCGUGGGCUGACUUUGCACCGACAGNNUUCUUCUAUAUGCUUCUCAGCUCUCUAGCUCUGAACAUUGCCCUGCUCGAGCAUCACAAUCCGGUUCUUACAUUGGCCGUGGCCGACAAAUUCUUACUAAUACUGACGCUCGGCGAGGUGAUGUUCAUGCUCUCAACCAUAUUUCUCAAAAUAUCCCUCAUGCUCUUCUAUAAGCAAUUUCUCUGGAAGGAGUGGCAGCGCCGUGCCAUUAUCAUCGCUGGAGGUUGCUCGAUAAUCCUUUCCGCAGUCGCCCUCUUCCUUUCGCUGUUCCAGUGCGGUGCUCUCAAGCACAUCGCGUAUCGACAGAUCAAUGGCAAAUGUUUAGGACGCAACAAAUAUGUUCCUUUGCUUUAUCUCCAUGGAGCUACUGGGGCUGUUACUGACUGGGCUUUUGCGCUGUUGCCGGUCUCUGUGCUCAUCAAAUCAUCACUAAAACCGCAUAUCAAACUCUCGGUCUGUAUCCUGCUUACACUGGGUGUAACCGGGAGCGUGGCUGCAUGCUUCCGGACCGCGUACGUAUAUGGUGUGUGGUUUGACCCGGCUNUUUUAGAACAGUCUGCUCACAUGAGUUUCUACGACCACUCGGCUCCCGAGAUUGUGCUGGCCCUUACGGAGCUUGGUUUUGGAAUCUCGGCGGCUAGUCUGGCUUGUUUGCAGCCACUAUUCCGACAUCUGGUGCACAAAACGCGCCACUGGAUUCAAAAGUGCUUCUCGGACGACUCAGAAAAUACUACCGGUGCAGCGAGGUCGCAUAUGGGGCUUUUACCACAAUUUGAGCUGCGAGGCAGGAAAGUUGUGGGAGCUGUUUCGAAACAGCCUCGAGCCGAAGCAUGUGAGGCACCGUCUCCAGAAUUUCCACCACACCCGGCAGUUCGUAGACAUGGUAUUGCGGAUGCGAGUGAUGGUCCCAGCAGUGCAAGGGUCAUAUCUCUGGACUGUCGCAAGUCUUCGCAAAGUGCCUUGCCCACACACGACGGCGCAAUUGAAUUGGGCAAUCGGCAAGAGCAGCGCAAACCCAUUCGACAGCGUAAACCGAGCUUGAUCGUUGGUGUCUUGCCAACUCUGCCGACUCUUGCGACAGGAACUGGUACCGAGGUAGACGAAUUUGAUCCUGGUCAAUUUGUGGCGGACACACCAAUCCAGGCGACAUUUCAGAUUGACGAUGACGACCGGGUUUCAAAAAUUGAUUCGUAG
Molecule: messenger RNA, 1407 nt
Organism: Aureobasidium musti
Lineage: Eukaryota; Fungi; Ascomycota; Dothideomycetes; Dothideales; Saccotheciaceae
Source: the annotation of a GenBank genome assembly